AAGUUUAUAUUUUUAUAUGGGACACUAAAAGACGCAAAAACAACAUGUGGGAGAAAUUCAUGACUUGUUUUAAAAGUAAUGGCGGAAAGCCGUGUGAAGCGGUAAAAUUGACAGAGCUUUACAAACGAGUGCCGCCCAAUCAACGCCAGGAAUUUCAGAAUUUCCUCCGAAAGCAUGAGGAGUACAAACAGCGCGUUCGGAAGUUUCCGGGUAGCAUGCCACGAAUUGAUUGGAAGUAUUAUGAGCAGAAUGUUAGACCGGAGUUCGUGAGCUGGGUAAAAGAUUUUCAAAAGAAAUACGAUCACUUAGACAGUGUCUUUGCAAAUCGCCAUUCCAUGAUCAAUUACGCGAAUUAUUUCUCGAAUGUGGAUAAGGAGACAGCGGAAUUGAAAAAGCAAAUAGCAAAGUACAAAGAAGAGUCUAAUUGCCGCAUUAAAGUCCUGCAAGAGCGAUUGAACUAUAUUAAAGGUUUAAAACCGUACGAGGAAAUGACAAUGGAGGAAUUUUGCCUAACACGUCCUGAAUCAGCGCCGGAUUUCAUAAAUAAGCCCACCUUUUGGCCACAUUUACCUGAAGAACAGGUGCCUGGGCCCAUGGUUGUGCACAUACCAGAGGAAGUACCUGAGCAGGAUAAGAAGCCUCCCAGCACUGAAGGCACUAAACCACCUGCAGCAGCGCCAAGUGGAACCUCACCUCCAAAAGCACCUCCAGCAGAUAUGGCCAAACCGUCUCCUGGGGAUACAAAGCCGCCAUCUCCUGAUCAAAAGGUACCAGAAUGUUCGUCACCACAAGUUGCACCUCCUUCGAAAGUCUCCACACCGCCGGUUGAAUCUGGCUCUGCUGCAUCGGCAAGCAAGGACUGUAUCAAACUGAUCCCCACGGACAAAAAUCCAUAUGUUAAAUCGGAAACGUGUAAAAGUCUUGAUGGGAAAACAGGAGAUCAAUUGAAAACAAAAGUGGAUGGGCAGUCGAAGGACUUUGAGGCUAUGGCAGCGGACUUAGCGGCAAGGGGUGCUGAACUGGCUAGUCAGUUGAUCACUACGGGCUCAAAUAUUCUGAGGACCAUCUUUCAAAAGGUAGCCGCCAAAAAAAGAGAGAUGGAAGAAGCUUCAAAGGCUGCCAAAAUAAAAGAAGCUGAAAAGAUUGCGGCGAGCAAGAUUCAGCCAAAGCCAUCUCCGGAGGACGCUGUGUAUCAAAACCGAAAAGGAUCCCCGGAUGUUUGCCAGAAAACAAUAAUACAAGGAGAUGAGCGAAUUGAGCCCGAUGUAAAGCCACAUCAUGCCAAUCUUAGCAACAAAUCUGGAGCACCAUGUGAGAAACAUAAGGACGUAUGCCCAGACGAGGUAUGCCCCCAAAAAGACAAUAAGAAACCAAAAGAUUGUCGUGAUAUUGAAUCUGAGGACAGAAAAUGUUUUCAGAAACUCGAAACAUUUUCGCAAGAAAGUACCGAAUGCGAGGAAAAUAUUGCUAAAAGCGAUUGUAGAGAUUUUCAAAAGCUAGAACCUAUUUCUGUUGAGAAUGCCAAGUCAAUUGAAAAAAAAGAUUGUGAGAACGCUAAGCCAAUUGAAAAAAAAGAUUGUGAGAACGCUAAGCCAAUUGAAAAAAAAGAUUGUGAGAACGCUAAGUCAAUGGACAAAAAAGAUUGUAAGAACGUUAGGUUAAUUGAAAAAAAAGAUUGUGAGCCCCAACAGGAAAGUGACACGGAGGGAAAAACUGAUUUAAGGAAGAAAGUCGACGAGGACUGCACAGCACUCCACCAAGAAAAACCAAAUGCCAAAGUUGACGAUAACCCAAAAUCAAAUGCGAAAAUUGAUUUGGAGACCUGCGAGCCCGUUUUCGUCUGCACAAACAUUGAUCCAGACAUCAAAGGUACCGGACCUAAAAGCACGACAAAUAAAAAAUUGGCGGAAGCAAUAGCAAAACCCUCAAGGACUUCGAAGCCAGAGCAUUCCAAUGAUCCCGAAGCUCAAAUGAAAACGUUCGUGAGUUCAAGCGAUAAAAAUGUGAUUACGGGCGAAAUUGUAAUUACAGAAGAUAGUUCAGAGUCCAAAGAGCUACAUCCAUUGGUUCUGGAUAAAAGCAAACCACGCCUUCCUAUUGCAACCACUGACAAUACGCAUAAAAUGAGCAGCGAGAUCGACGAGAGGGCAGAUACUGGCAUGAUGAGGGGAAUUACGCUCAGUGGCAAGCCCAAAUAUGUGGACCCUAAGGAAUUUAAAGAACAACAAGAGCGUUUUAAUUUGAAGAAAACUACACAAAAGGAUUCAAUUCCUCUUACUACAAAUUAUACAAAGCGAGACUUUCAACCAAUAAAGCUUGGUGGAAAGUUGAAACCUGGGCUAGAGUCUGAAGAGGAGGAAUAUAACAGGGAAACUAGCGGAAGCGAAAUAAAAUACCACAAAGGCGGUUCUGAGUCAACCAAGGAUAUCAACGAUGCCAUGACCCUAAAUGAAAGAUCCGAUUUGUCGGGGAGGGGCGAUGGCUGGGAAAUAUUUAAGAAAUUGAGCAAAGAUAAAAUGAAAAAACAGUUCGACUCCAAAGAGCUGGUUGAGCCAAUAAAACAGGCUGUAGAGAAAACAACUGAAGAGCACAAUGUGCGUGAAGAUAAAGGAAAACCAAAGGACGUGGCUGAAAACGUAAAAUCUAAAGAAGCUGUUACACCAGAUGAUAUGGCCAAAAAUGUGUUUACAAUGGCCACGGAUGCAGCCACUCUACUAACCGAGGCGACAAAGGCCCUCGAAAAUGCAAAGAAAGCGGUGAACGACAAUGUCGGGCUGGAGGCGGCAUAUCUAUCAGCCCGGAUCCACGCAGAUCGUGCCUUAGCGGAGGCUCACAAGGCCGUAGCAGCUGCACGGAAGUUGACCAAACGUGCUCAAAACAGCAGCAAAAGUAAAUAUAGCGAGGCCGCCAUGCUGGCCGAAAAGCAUGCCAUGUUGGCCAAAUUGCUGGCCAAACGCGCUCUCCACUUGAAAAGAGAGAUUGCCAAAUUGUUAGGCACCAAAAAGUCCAAGUGAACUGCCCAGUGACAGAUGUCUUAUACAUAUACAUAUAUUCGUAUUUAAAUAUUGUUGCAGCUCCUAUUAAUUUUGUUUCGAUCUUUUCGUUUUGUCAUUAAAUUUUCUGUUUCAUUAAA
This is a messenger RNA of Scaptodrosophila lebanonensis, 3133 nucleotides long. Its product is annotated as titin. The coding region runs from base 45 to 3014 and encodes 989 amino acids. Lineage: Eukaryota; Metazoa; Arthropoda; Insecta; Diptera; Drosophilidae. The record is from RefSeq and is a predicted model, not a curated record. The transcript has 2 exons. Gene Ontology annotation, molecular function: proton transmembrane transporter activity. Gene Ontology annotation, biological process: proton motive force-driven ATP synthesis.